UUAUGAUUAUUAUUUUUGCCCAUAUGUCUCCACUCCCUCCUGUCCCAGUAUCCGAAGUGUCGCAAAAAUAUACAUACAACAACUUGUAUGUAUAUAUCCUUUGCACUCUCUGCAACACUUUUUCCCCACAGAAUCGGCGAUACUCUCUCUCUCUCUCUCUCUCUCUCUCUCCUCUCUUUCUCUCUCUACAUAUGCGAAUGCAGGCCGUGAAUCAGAAAGCCGCAAUUUUUUUUUUCCGGUGAGAUCUGAAGCACAAAAUGAAACGGAGCACUCGACUCAGCUCGGCCGUUUUUCAGCUCACUCCAACUCGAACUAGGUGUGAUUUAAUCAUCAUAGCAAAUGAUAAAAAAGAGAAAAUCGCUUCGGGAUUGCUAAAUCCAUUUCUUGCCCACCUGAAGACUGCUCAAGAUCAAAUCGCUAAAGGCGGUUAUUCGAUUUUGCUUGAGCCGAAGAAUGGCACUGAUGCAGCAUGGUUCACCAAGGCCACUUUAGAAAGGUUUGUCCGUUUUGUGAGCACCCCAGAGAUCUUGGAACGUGUGUACACGAUAGAAACCGAGAUUUUACAGAUUGAGGAGGCAAUUGCCAUGCAGAGCAACAAUGAUAUAGAGCAAAGCAUUUUGGAAGAUCAUGAAGGAAAACCUCACGGAAACUGUGAAGUUAACAGAUCACCGCCCAAUGAUAAUGAAGAGAAAGCAAUAGUCCUUUACACGCCUGGAGCAUCAGUGCCUGAAGCUAAUGGGUUGUGCUUGCAGGAGGGAAAUUCAAAAGUUCAGCUUUUGAAAGUCUUUGAAACCCGCAAGACAAUGCUACAGAAAGAACAAGGAAUGGCCUUUGCACGCGCUGCAGCUGCAGGUUUCGAUAUUGAUCACUUGGCAUCACUCGUGUCUUUUGCUGAGUGUUUUGGGGCCUUGCGUUUAAUGGAAGCUUGCUUUCGGUUCAUUGACCUGUCGAAGAAAAAGCAUGAAACUGGGGAAUGGCUUGAUAUUGAAGCAUCGGAAGCAUUAUCCUCGCGACCAGACUUCUCAAACAUGAACACGUCUGGUAUUAUUUUCUCUGCCACACACAACAAAAAUGACGAGUCCAAUCACGAGCAGGCUUCAGAGGACAAUGGCAAUUCAGGCUCAACAUAUAAUGCAGCAGAUAAUCCAGCUCCAAUCAGUCAGCAAGAAUAUUUUCAAGGGAAAUUCCCUCAUAUUGCGUUUCCGCCAUGGCCUAUGCAUGCGCCACCUGGCGCCCAACCAGUAUUUCAACCAUACCCCGUGGGAAUCCCAUACUAUCAAACUUAUGCAGGCAGUAGUCCUUUCUUUCAGCCACCUCACCACCCGCUCGACCAUUUCCCAUCAAAUCUUAGUGAUCAGUCAGGACAAAAGAUACAAACCUAUGAUGUUAGGGAUGUUAAUACGGGUGCAGAAGUUUCACACAAUGAGAAACCACGGAAAAAAGCGGGAGGAUCUAAAAAGAAGCAACCAGGCAUGGUUGUAAUACGGAAUGUUAAUUACGUCACUUCUAAAGAGAAGAAAUCUGACAGCGAAUCCAACUCGAGUUCAGAUUCCGACUUCGACACAGAAGAUGAAAAUUUGAAGGCGGGUGAUCUGGACUCAAUUGUUAGUAAUAGUAAUAGUUCUUCGAGAAUUGAAGGAAAUCAUGUCAAGUCUGUGGAUAAAUUGAAUUUCAGCAAUGACAGAGUAUCUAAUUCCCGAAAGGACGCCCUUGAUGGAAAUUGGCAGGCAUUUCAGAAUUGUUUAUUGAGAGGAAGUGAUGAAGAUGCUCAAGCUGGCAAUGAGGGCAUGUUUGCAAUGGAGAACGAUGCUAUAGUAAAGAGACGCGUAAACACUGCAAGCAAUGAUCAAUUAGGUGAAGAUGGUUUACUAUACAGAGGGGAUCGUGAUUUCAGGGGAUCCAAUGGUCAAACAGAUGGUCAAUUUGCAGAAGCCAAUGGAACGAAGAUCUUGUCUAGGACGACACAUGAAGAUUUCACAAUUGGCAGUCAACAGAACCAGGGAAUUUUCAGGAGUUCCUCGGAUCCGUUUGCGGUUAAUCUGUUCGAGGGUGCCACCAGUAAGAUGGAUAGAGAAUCCACACAUGGUAUGGCCGAUGAAACUUUCAUUGUACCAUUUAGGUCAGUCUCCAUGGAUCAAGUUCGACUAGCCGAUAGAGCUGCCAUUGAUGUAGAUUCCGAGGUUCAGUUGGAUUCGGACGGAAAUACAAACAAACUAUUUUAUGAGCCUGAUGCUUUAAGCUUGAUUCCUGAACGGGGAACAGAAAGUAGGCCUGUUGGAUAUGACCCUGCUUUGGACUAUGAAAUGCAGGUCUCGGCAAAAGGGUCGAUUCAGAAAGAUGGGAAAGAUGUUACUGAAAUGAAGGAAGGGUUAAGGAAUAAAGAUAGAAAGCCAAAGGUUACUUUAGACUCUGUACACAAGCACAGAAGUGGAGGCCCGUUAAAGGGAAAACCAUCAAAGAUGAGUCCCCCAGAAGAUGCACGAGUUCGUGCUGAGAGGUUAAGAUCGUACAAAGCUGAUCUCCAGAAAAUGAAGAAAGAGCAGGAAGAGGCCGAUGCAAAGCGCCUUGAAGCAUUAAAGCUUGAGAGACAAAAGAGAAUUGCAGCCAGAGGCAGCUCCAAUUCUGUGAAGCCAUCUGUACUCUCGCCUCAGACGAAGCAAAUUCCAGCAAAACUUUCUCCUGCAACUAAUAGAAGUUCCAAGUUCAGUGAUUCAGAGCCUGGUUCAUCGUCACCCUUACAGAGAUCCAAAAUCAGAACUUCACUAGGAUCGACUGAGCCUCUUAAGGCCUCUAAAGCUAGUAAAUUAAGCGAGGGUAGCCACAUGGCAGGCGAUAGGUUGACCAGGUCCUCAUCAUCAUUGUCCGAGAUAAAAAUUGAAAGAAAUGUUCGUAAACCCGAUUUGAAGGCUUCCAUGGCUCAAACUAGAAGAUUAUCAGAGCCCAAAGUAGUUAAAAAUCCUCUUGUUAGUUCCGUGAAGACUCGAAGUGCUGAAGCGGGACCGAGAAGGAAGUUGUAUGAAGGACCCGAGAUGAACAAAAUAUCCGCUAUCAUAAACCUUGAUAGAAUUAAAGCUGCAACUCUACCUGAACUGAAGAUCAAAGUGUCGAAGUCGCACGAAAAUGCAGGUGAGAACACAUCAUCAGCUGUAAAUGAUCAAAAGAUUGGUGCAGAUGAAAACCCGGUCGUUGAGAAAAAUGUAGUGAUGCUCGAGUAUGAGAACCCUUCUCCUCCGAUUCUGCAUAAAGAACAAAAAAGGGAUGCGAUGUUCGAUUCACUCGUGGAUGGAGUUGAUAGAGUUCCCAUAUCUUCUCAACUCCAAAAGCAUUCGGGUUCUAAUGAGGUUAGGACAGCCGCCUACCCAGAGAAGGAUAAUCCAAGCGUUGCUAACAAUACCACUGCUGAAAAAUCUUAUCAAGACCCUUGCACCGAGGAAUCGGUCAAAGUUCAUGUCGUUGACGUAAAAACCCCUAAAUCGGACAAAAAAGCAGCAACUUCGGACAAGACUCCUGCUAAGGAAUCAUCAAGAGGUUUGAGGCGACUUUUGAUGUUUGGAAAGAAAAACCAUACUUCGUCAUUGGUGGAUGAAAGUUUCGAUUCGGACUGUACGAGUGUUGAUGCCGCUGACCAUGACGAUAAUGCAAGUCAAGUUGGCACAUUGAAGAAUCUAAUCAGGCAGGAUGAAACCUCUAGUGCUAGUAAUUCUUCUCAAAAGAUUUCUCGCCAUUUCUCUUUGUUAUCGCCUUUUCGGAGCAAAACAAAGGAAAAGAAACGACUAUCGUAGAAUUCUCAAGAUGUCGAUCGAGGCUUGACAAUUCAGCUGAUUUACGACACUAGUUGAUUUAUGCACUCUAUUUUAUGAUUAAAAUGCGAUAACUCAUCUGAACAGAGAUCAUUGUACAUCCUUAACUAAAUAUACUACUAAUAGUCAAUUAUUCGUCGAUUAAAAUAAGCAUUCGUUCCGUUUUGAA
Molecule: messenger RNA, 3969 nt
Organism: Erythranthe guttata (spotted monkey flower)
Lineage: Eukaryota; Viridiplantae; Streptophyta; Magnoliopsida; Lamiales; Phrymaceae
Product: COP1-interacting protein 7
Source: RefSeq, a predicted model, not a curated record